UAACGGUUUCCGACCUCCCGCCCCUUAAACGGCGUUAAGAUGCAAUGAUGCAGCCCGCAGUGGCCACGACGGGAUGAGUAAGACCGUAGACGCGAGGUUGCGAUAUCGAGCGGGCACAUGCAUGAUGCUCAACCCCUCCUCUCCCCAGCCAAAUUUAAUAUAUCAGGCUUCGCGGUGCACCCAGGUUCCCAGCGUCCUCACCCAUUUCCUUUCCAUUCAACAGCAGGGCUUGUCUCAUCAUUGGCCUACUUCACAACUCCACCUGAUCCCGGCUAACAGUACUUUAUUGUCUCCGACAUGGCGGUCCUCAACACCGGCAUGGACAUACCAUCACUGGGGCUUCCCCAGUAUCUCGUGCUAGUCGUUGCCGUGACGAUCCUCCUUUCAGCCAGCUACAUCACCUACAAUCUGCUCUUCCACCCUCUCCGAUCCGUGCCGGGCCCCAAGCUCUGGGCCGCCACCCAGCUCCCCUACAUGGCGGGCCUGCUCUCGGGGCGCCUGCCCUUCAUCAUCCACGCCCUGCACGAGAAGUACGGCGACGUGGUCCGGGUGGGGCCCAACCGGCUGUCCUUCACCCACCCGGACGCGUGGCGCGACAUCCGGGGCCACCGCAAGCACGGCCAGGCGGAGCACGGCAAGGACCCGGCCUUCUACGACAUGUCGCGGCAGAACAUCCUCGGGGCCGGCCGGGAGGAGCACGCGCGCGUCCGGCGGAUCCUGUCUCACGGCUUCAGCGCCAAGAGCAUGCAGGACCAGCAGCCGCUGAUCAUGCGGUACGUGGAACUGCUGAUGCAGCGGUUGCGGGAGCGGACGACGACCACGGACCAGAAGACCGGGGAGAGCAGGAGGGAGGAAGGCGUCGUCAACAUGGUGUCGUGGUUCAACUUCACCACGUUUGACGUGAUCGGCGAUCUGGCGUUUGGCGAGCCGUUCGGGUGUCUGGAGACGUCCGACUACCACCCUUGGGUCGGCGCCAUCCUCGCGGGCAUCGAGCAGUUCGGCAUGUACCUGACGCUGCAGUGGUACCUGCCCGGCGGGAUCAAGACGCUGAAGAGGCUGUCGCCGUGGAAAUAUGUCGGCGCGCCGGUGGAGCAGCAGCAGGACCUGGCGCACCAGCGCAUCCAGAAGCGGCUGCGCGCGGGCACGAGCCGGCCCGAUUUUGUGGAAGCCAUGGCCACAGCCAAGUCGGAUGACGGCCGCAUGCUGACCGACGCCGAGAUGGCGUCCAAUGGGAGGUUGUUGGUCCUGGCGGGCAGCGAGACCACGGCGACGGCGCUGUCGGGCGUUGCGUAUUACUUGGCGACGCAUCAGGAUGUGCAGCGCAAGUUGGCCGACGAGGUGCGGUCGGGGUUUGCCGCCGAGGACGAGAUCGACCUGUUCAGCGCCAAUCGGCUGACGUACAUGCUGGCUGUGCUGGACGAGGCGAUGCGCAUGUUCCCGCCGGUGCCGAGCAUGCUGCCAAGAAUUUGCGAGCCUGGGGGUGCCAUGAUCUGCGGCUAUCAGGUGCCUGGCGGUACUGGUCUCGAUAUCUGGCCGUACGCCAUGAACCACUCGUCCAGGAACUUUACCGAGCCCGAAAAGUUCAUUCCCGAGCGCUGGCUGGAGGACGAAUAUCAGGGGUAUCACUUUGACAAGAGCCGACACGCCGCCCUGCAGCCGUUCUCGGUUGGGCCGCGUAACUGCAUUGGCAAGAACCUGGCCUAUGUCGAGAUGCGCUUGAUUCUGGCCAGACUGAUGUGGAACUACGACAUGGUGCUCGCGGACCGCGCUUCCGAGGAGUUCCCCAACUGCAAGACCUUCAGCCUGUGGCUCAAGGGUCCGCUGAAUGUUCGAUUGAUACCAGUGGCGCGGGCAUGAACCGGUAUCGAACGACGUGGACGGCGCGUCUUCACCAUGUUAGCCCUAGACGGUGCACGACAAGGUCCACUCAUCCGUUCCGACGUUCAACAAACGACAUGUCUAUACUAGUAUCUCUGCUCUACAGUUUUCCUCACCUUGUAUUUCACUUCCAGUAGCGCUAUGCAAAAUGCCGAGACUGUAUGCUAUGA
Messenger RNA from Chaetomium strumarium, 2048 nucleotides. Its product is annotated as cytochrome P450. NCBI's taxonomy places the organism in Eukaryota, Fungi, Ascomycota, Sordariomycetes, Sordariales, Chaetomiaceae. Gene Ontology annotation, molecular function: iron ion binding; monooxygenase activity; heme binding. The transcript has 4 exons. The coding region runs from base 298 to 1857 and encodes 519 amino acids. The record is from RefSeq and is a predicted model, not a curated record.